Molecule: messenger RNA, 993 nt
Organism: Thamnophis sirtalis
Lineage: Eukaryota; Metazoa; Chordata; Lepidosauria; Squamata; Natricidae
Source: RefSeq, a predicted model, not a curated record
CGACGUGGAACCUCAGGAUGGAGCCGAAAGGGAUGGCAAGCUCAGAGAAAGCUUGUCUGAAGAGCCAGACUGCUGGAGAACGGGAAGCAGGCAAGAAGCCGGACCAGAGAACCCCCAUUUGUGACAAAAACAUCCAAGACGCUGGAAAAAAGGACCUUGGGGACAAGGUAAAAGAGAACCCACCGCUUCCCAUCCAGUCCCAGCCAGGGGUCUGCUGGCCUUGCCCAGAUGGCACCUUUAUCAAGCUGAUCCUCGCGGCCGGGACAGGUUUAGAUAAACCGAAGGAAGGGUCCAUCUGCCAAGUCUUCAUCGAGGCCAGUCACGAAGGGCCCUUGAGCUACCCGUCCUCCAGGUGGGCCGAAGUGGAGCUGGGUGGGGGCGACGCCGAAUGGGACGGUGUGGUGGACCGUGGUUUGGAAACCAUGCUGGCAGGGGAGCGGGCUGAGCUGAGGUUGUCAGAGGGCAGCACCAUCGCCGUCCAGUUGGCGAGCUUCACGGAGGCCAAGGACUCUUGGGAGAUGAGCGCAAGCGAGAAGUGGGACUUGGUCCUUAGCAACAAAGACCGCGGCAGUGAGCUAUACAGGGCGGGGGCCAUUGCUGCGGCUGCCAGGCGCUACGCUAGGGCCUUACACUUGCUUGUGGUGGCUGCUCCACCCCCGGAUUAUGACCAGAUCAAGGCGGAGCUUCACACUAACUUGGCCGCCUGUCAGCUACGGUUACACCAGCCGGCCAACGCCGCUCAAAACUGCUCCAAGACUCUUGCGCUCCAACCGGCCAACCCCAAGGCCUUGUUUCGUCGCGGCUUGGCCUAUGAUGCGAUGAACGAUCUGGAGGGGGCGGCGCAAGACCUCAAGGGGGUUUUGCAAGUAGAGCCAGGAAACCGAGCGGCUCGCCGGGAAUUAGAAAGGGUUACUGAGAGGAUCCGGGCCCGGGAUGCUAGGCUGGCUCAAGCCAUGCAGAAAAUGUUUGCUUGAAUAAAACCGUUUGACUGUG